Cyanidioschyzon merolae strain 10D is the source of this 468-nucleotide messenger RNA. RefSeq lists its product as hypothetical. The coding region runs from base 1 to 468 and encodes 155 amino acids. The record is from RefSeq and is a predicted model, not a curated record. The transcript has a single exon. Lineage: Eukaryota; Rhodophyta; Bangiophyceae; Cyanidiales; Cyanidiaceae.
AUGUACGGCUUUGUUAGUGUAUUACCAGUGGCGUCGGCCUUGCAGCGGCAGCAGUGCACGUGUGCAGCUCGCUGCAGCUUCACCACACGAGCAGCGCGGGUGGCUCCAGUGCGCAUCGCGCUGUCGCGUCCCCAGCGUCUCGUGGGUGCGUCUUCUCUUCGCAUGUUUGAGGUAUCCGACGGUGAGCCGUACCCACUGAACCCUGCUGUUAUUUUUAUUGCGCUUAUCGGUUGGAGCGCAGUAGCCGCUAUCCCAUCGAACAUACCCGUUCUGGGUGGCACUGGCCUGACGCAGGCGUUUCUGGCGUCGAUUCAGCGUCUGCUGGCGCAGUACCCAACUGGACCAAAGCUGGAUGACCCGUUCUGGUUCUACCUGAUCGUAUAUCACGUGGGGUUGUUUGCUUUGCUUAUCUUUGGGCAAAUCGGAUAUGCGGGCUACGCCAAAGGAACGUACAAUCGCUCGGCGUAG